AUGUUUCCCAGCCCCUUAACAUCUACUCCUUUUUCAGUAAAGGAUAUAUUGAAUCUGGAGCAGAACCAGGACGAAAUGGCCUCUUUGGACACCGCUGUCCCCACUUCUUCAUGCAUGCUGGCGAAGUUCAAACAGGAGCCUUUGCUGGAGAUGCCAGUGGGAGCCUCUCUGUUCAGCCAGGAUGUCCCGGAGCUCAAAGCCACCAAAAACCCUUCACUAAACUUCAGCGCUGCCUUUUAUGGGAAGAAUUUCCCGGAUAUGGAUAUGAUGAAAGACACGAGAGCGGACAGCGCGUACGAGGAAAAAGAAAGAAAAGGUGAUUUUCUCCAUUGUUCUGAGGCCCACCCGAAGACAGGAGACGCCGAGCGGCCGAGGCAGAGGAAGAGGAGGAAGCCGCGCGUGCUCUUCUCGCAGGCCCAGGUGUACGAGCUGGAGAGGCGCUUCAAACAGCAGAAAUACCUCUCCGCCCCCGAGCGAGACCACCUGGCCAGCGUGCUCAAACUCACAUCCACGCAGGUCAAGAUCUGGUUCCAGAACCGCCGCUACAAGUGCAAGAGGCAGCGGCAGGACCAGACGCUGGAGAUGGUGGGGAUCCCACCGCCACGGCGCAUCUCGGUCCCCGUGCUGGUGCGGGACGGAAAGCCGUGCGUGGGCGACGCCUCCACCUACGGCGCUUCUUACAACGUGGGCAUCAACCACUACACAUACAACGCGUACCCUGCCUUCCCCAACUACCCGAGUCCGGGCUGCAACACAAACUACGCGUGCAACUACGCCGCGGCCCCCAUGCAAAGCAUCCAGCCCACGACGGGCGGCGCUAACUACAUGAACGUGAGCGUGGGAGAGCUCGGUACCGUCCAGACCCAGUUUCAGUCCCCCGGCGGAGUGUCCUCACUGCACGGGAUCCGAGCCUGGUGA
Messenger RNA from Scleropages formosus (Asian bonytongue), 918 nucleotides. It is a transcript of the gene nkx2.5, whose product is annotated as NK2 homeobox 5. The coding region runs from base 1 to 918 and encodes 305 amino acids. Lineage: Eukaryota; Metazoa; Chordata; Actinopteri; Osteoglossiformes; Osteoglossidae. Gene Ontology annotation, biological process: regulation of transcription by RNA polymerase II; cell differentiation. Gene Ontology annotation, molecular function: RNA polymerase II cis-regulatory region sequence-specific DNA binding; DNA-binding transcription factor activity, RNA polymerase II-specific. The transcript is spliced from 2 exons. Gene Ontology annotation, cellular component: nucleus. The record is from RefSeq and is a predicted model, not a curated record.